Messenger RNA from Spirometra erinaceieuropaei, 12956 nucleotides. Lineage: Eukaryota; Metazoa; Platyhelminthes; Cestoda; Diphyllobothriidea; Diphyllobothriidae. The record is from the annotation of a GenBank genome assembly.
AUGCCGUAAGUCAUUUGGUUCUGCUUAUUCAUUUAGACCAACGACCAAGUUGAUAAACGUCCGCUAGGACUGUCAAAAACACCUGCAAAAUAAAUUGAUUAUAGUUAUGGGUGAAAGUAGUGUAUUUUAAAGGAUCACAAUAACACUUAAAGACAUAGCGCUAAUCUGCACGCAAACUUGAAUAGAUUUCUGCCUUAUAUGAUAACUUUUACCAAGGUUAGUGGAAUAUACCUGUUUGCGAUGCCGAAGCAAGUGGUUGGAGUUGGAAAUCACGUGUUCAAGGGCGCAUGACUAAAUAAUCGGGUCAAGCUGCCCAAUCCACCAGUAUUUUCGGAACAGUAGGAUCUAACAAAAACACCGCUUGUUUUGCACAACGUACGCAGAUUAGUAAACUAAACGGUUUCAGUAUUUUUAGACAUCACUCGCCUGGACGACCUUCACAGGGGGCCAAUCAGAGCGGAGCAAACCCAUGGGCGCCGUUCGUUUAUAUCUGCACGUAGCCAUUGCUGGACAGCAGUCAGACCGAGGGAAAAGUCGCAGCUAAUUUAAGAAGAAUUUCGACGCAUAGCGAGAUCAUGCAGAAUAAUUAUAUAAUAAUUAAUUUACCACUGGAUGCCGGCUUUCGAACGAACUUCUUUCAGGCCGCAUGCAAAAACGACUACUUAAUUAGCAUGCGUUUUACUCAUUGAUUUUCAGAGCCUUUAAAAACUCAAUUAUAUUUCAUGGAAAACACGCAUAAAAAUAUUCAUUUGUUUAUUUGCUUGGUAGAAAAUUACGUCACCUUCCAAUUUUAUACUCAAAGGUUAGGUAAAAUUCUGUUUUCAAAAAGUUUCUAACAGUGACAUUCUUUAUUGACGUGAAAUGCUCGUUCAUAAAACGUCAUGCCUCUGCAUUUGCUAACGUGGCUUGUAAAGUUUUGAAUCCGACUCAAAUCCACUGCUACAUUUCCUGAACCCCAUAUGGUUUUCUCCUAAUGCUGUAGAGGAAUGGGCGGUUUACCGUGCGCGGAAAAUAUACGGCUCGUAGUUUGGAAACCAUGGAUGCAAGUUUAACGGCAGCUCGGAUUCAAAAUUAUUCGGAAUUGAAAAGGUUUUUGAAAGCUGAAUUAUACCUUAGAGUCGACGACGGCAAGGGUGAUAAUUUGUGAUGCAAGUAGCCGAGGCUGACAUGGAAAAGACAACCUGAUGUACCACAAAUCUGCCGCGAGAUUGAAGGAGGUCUAGAAUCCCCGCAAAAGACCUGGCUGACGGAACACACGGGGCAGCACGGUAAACCCAACCGUAACCUCAAAAGAAUGCCUAGUCCUUAACGUAAUUAUAAACCUAACGCUAGCCCUAAACUUGACACUAAACCUAAAUCACAAACCCUAGCCCUAAACCUAACCUUAACCCUGACCCAAAUUCUAAUUCCAACCUUGACCGUAACACAAAUCCCAACCUCAACCCCAACCCAAACCCUAACUUUAACCGUUACCUUACCACAACCCUAACACUAAUCGUAAACCUUAGACGCAAUCCAAACCCUACAUUUAACCGGAAUCCUUAAACUUAAUACAAACCCAAAACCUAAACUCAAGUCUCAGCCUGACACUAACCCAAACUGUUAUUAACGACAAAGACAAGGGAGACUAGAAUGGCCAUUUCUGGCCUAUUAGCCGUCAUCAGCCAGUCAUACCCAACCCCGAAGCGUGGUACACCUGGGGCUCAAACUCGCGACCUGUUAGUUCGAAGUCCACGCCUCUGGCCACUGGGCCACGUGCCCGUUGUCCUGUCGGUUUCGAUCUGGAAGAUACAAUAGAAGAGGGGCGCUCACCGAUCGUUCUUACGGAACUCACACUUUCCGUUGUGUCUUACGGGCUCUCACUCGGAACGAGUAAGUUCCGUAAGAACGACCGGUGAGCGCCCCUCCAUAUAUUCCCGAUCGAAGUCGACAGGAUAGGGACUUGUCUGUAUUAAAUGUGAUAAUGUUUCCUAUGACACGAGUUUCAUUGUAGCCAGUAGUAGGCUAGCGGGCGGAAAGAAUGGGAUCAAGUGAGAUCCUAACCGAAGCAGUGAGGGUCAAACGCUUACAUAACUUUUCUGAUUGCCCAAAAAUCCUCGACGAAUAAAAUAUCAACUUUUCCCGUCUACACAUUAAGCCCAACCAGUCGUGAAUAUGAAUUGCUCCGGUCAAAAGCUAAGUGGCGCAGACAAAUGGUCCUAGAUUCGGCAGCCAGUCGGUCCAACACAUUCGACAAAGACGGAUGUGACAAUUUCCACGCGGGCAACGUCGAAGAUGAUGAUAUCCCCAGAGCUUUCCUUACUGAACUGCCACAUUCGGCGAGCCGGUGUUUCAAUAGUCCGAGAUCCCAAACGUCUUCAUCCCGGUCGGCCGAUGAGACCAUAAUCAUCAGGACUCCGAAGGAAACUGUUCGGUCAGUGACUUCUGGAAAGUGGUCAAAACAGAAGUCGCAAGCCAUAACAGCUGAAAAGGUAACUGCCAACUUUCUUCCGAACAUCCAUGGCUGUUUUGUACAUAUGUAUAUAAAGCAGAUUAUAAAGUUCAGAUACCUCGAGCCGGCAUUACCUAUCCAUACGAACCUUCCGUUGCUAAUUUCGCCUACUAAAUAGUUCAAACGAAGUUUCUAUGAUAAAAGUGUGUGGUUAUUAUAAUAGAUGAUGAAAAAUGAGCCGAUCCAAACCAAUAAUAUUAGGGCAAAUGAAAGAAAACUGACUCAGUUGUGAUCUAAACAUUGAAAAACAAUGUUUUCCCCUUCGUGACUUGUGUUCAAACAGCCGGGAUUCUGUUCAUAACAUUUGGGGCCUGGCUGUAUUUUAUUCGAGAAACGGUUAUCAGAGCGUGCGAUAGUUUAGAAAAAUAUCCACACCGCCAGGCGGAUAUCCUGGAAAAGCUGACAUAAGGGCGCAAAAAAAACUUUUUUUUGGUUUCCAGCUCAGGCCAGUACUUGUUUUUCACUUUCUGCUAACUAGCAUUAUUUAAACUUAUAAUUUUAAGCCUAGCACUCAUCUGACGUUAAAGGACUCCAAUCUCUAUUUGCAGACAGUUGACGUGACUGACAUGGCAGAAGAUCUUCAAGGUAAGCUGUUAGGUUUUUAAAUUUCUGCUAUUCACAUCGCCAUCUUCAGGGAACUGUCAGGAAAGUACCAAUUCCUGCCUGUCACUUACUCGAAACUCUUCACCUUCUGCUUCUCUGUAACAACAGCUUUCUGUUAGCAAACUCGGCGAUGUGAUGUUGGAGAGAAGUUACGGCGCGAAGCCUGGUUCUUUCCACGCUAGCCACUGACAGUCAAUAACGCGGUUUUUAACGGUGUCCUAGGACCGCGGUAGUUGAGCAUUCCUCCAGACUCCCCGUGCCAGAUGUGGGAAGCGUGCGGGGGGUAAUCCACAUGUAACGAAAACCGGAUGCAUCCAUCGAGCUAUUUUGCAACCGCUCACUUCUUGAAAACUACUCACUGUAUCAUGAGACCGGCUCCAGUGGAGCGGAGGCGGCUAGCAGGUUAAUGCGAUAGGUCUAUUCUUAAACUAUAAUUUGUCAGUGACAGCGCUUAUCGUACAACAACUUCUAGCAAAACUUCUUACGACUUGGCCGUGUUUUUCACAAAUAAGUCAAUCAGGGCGGCAGAUACUGCACAGGUCUGGGAACGACACUGGCUGAAAUGUGCCCCACAACACGGUUGUCUGAGCACGCAUCAGAUUAUAGUGAUAGUGGACUUGCGCCGCCUCUACCGCACGCCCUCAUCCCUCACUCACCUGUGCCUAGUAGCAUGAUCGAGCCAGGACGGCCGGAGUUGGGAUCGGAGGCUGACAGGGUUGAAGAGCCCAUCUACGCGUGCCACACACGGCAGUAUAUCGGUCAGUAUAUUUGGAUUAAACGACAGAAGCCCUGAAAACUCAAUUCAGACGGUACAGAUGUAAGGUAAAAUAGCUAAGUUGCAAAAAUUUGGCCUGCGGUUGUAGUAAGAAGGAUUCAUAAGUCUAAUAAUGGAACAUAAAUGCGAAAGGGGUAUGGUAUUCGCGAAAUAAUUGCAAAAAACUUUGUUCACCGUAUUCGGACUGUGAAAAUUUCCAUAUGGGUCAAGUUUGACGCAUAAAAAGGAUCUCUUGAAAUCAUAUUAGUAGCAUAUGUAUAGUCAUUUCAGUAAUCCAUUAGAUCAGGAUUCGACAGUUCGGGUUGCCUUUCAGCAGGCGAGUAUCCAAUUUCCCCUUGAACACACUCACGGUAGGGGAAUUAAGAACAUAGUCCGACAAAGAGUUCUUUUGGCGAAUGACCCUCUGUGAGAAGAAGGAGGAACGUUGAUUUGUGUGAUUUUCUAAAAGCACGUCAAAAUAUUUGUACCGUGGGAAUGGAGUCCGCAGGGUCGGCUCCACUCUCCCUUCCCUCUCUCACGCACCAGCAGACUGUCUAAGCUGGUCUGCCGUCAAGCGCAGGGACUUGGGGCAAGUGGCCGACGCGGCCAACGCGGCGAGUGCCUGCGCCUAGGUGUGCCACCACAGCUCGCAUUUGUUACGCCGGAAUAACGCGCGCCUUCGUUGACUUGCUAGAUUUUCGAUUGAAUUCUCUGAUAUACGCAUGAAGGUGGGCCGUAUGCCUCUGCUUAUCUUGAAAUAAAACCCCAUUGUCACAUAGUUGGUGACUUUUCCGGCAAGCCAAGCGUCUUCUCCUUUCUAUGGGAAAAUCAGAGGAGACUUUGGUGCACGCUGCCUAUAAAUAAACCUUAGACGUGCGUUCUGAUACUGUUUGUCAUCAGAUGAGGUAAGCGUUUCUCAGUUAGUGUUCUGAUCGCCUGCCAGUACGCGAUCUCGUCAUUAUUUAGGGCUGGACGGGACCGGACGCUGCCAUGACUCAUCAAAUGGGACAGUACCUUUCAGGUCCACUUUGAGUGAUCCACCGAGCUAUAUUUCGACUUCAACACAUCGUCUGAGUCUUAAUUACUUACUACUUUUGGUUCGAAACCUUCGAGAGGUACACUUGAUGAUCAAUCACGGCACCCAUGCCCGCCCCACCUCUGCGUAUUCUGACCACACGCUGACCUGUACAAGGUGAGUUCCACUUGGAAUUAAACACUCCGUCCUUCAGUUCUGAACACGGGGCAACAUUUGGCAGUCAACGGGGUGCGCAUCUUGACGAGACACAAAUGACAACAAUGGUGGAGGCGUGCACACGAUGUCGUUAGAAAAGAAGGAGAAACGACUACAAAUCGCUUUAUUAUUUUUCGGCCGGCGGGGUCGGAGGGGACAGGCGCGUUGAGCGUCCGUCGUAAUCCCGGCGGCUUGCCCAGUUCCGGUCAUGCGGGCUAUGCUGUCGGGGCUCCAUUCUGCCUGCCUAGUUACAUAAGCAUUUCCGGUUAAAUACGAAUGCAUGAACCCCUCCCCGUGUUGCAGGUGGCCCUGCACUAAAGUCCUGGGGUAGGGGUGCCUAUUCUCAUGUUCUUACUCUAACUAGGAGCCUCACAUCCGCCCUCCUAACUCUGAACCUGACUUUAGCACUCGCUUUAUUAUUUUUCGGCCGGCGGGGUCGGAGGGGACAGGCGCGUUGAGCGUCCGUCGUAAUCCCGGCGGCUUGCCCAGUUCCGGUCAUGCGGGCUAUGCUGUCGGGGGUUCAUUCUGCCUGCCUAGUCAUAUAAGCGUUCCUGGUUGGACAUGAAUGUAUGAACCCCUCUACGUGGUACAGGUGGCCCUGCGCUAAAGUCCUUGGGUAGGGGUACAUAUCCCCGUGUUCUUACUACAGCUAGGAGCCUCCCACCUGCCCUUUUACCUCCAAACCUGACUUUGGCACUUGUCCUAACCCUAACCCCAGCCUAAGGCCACCUGUACUAUGGGAGGGGACUUAUUCCUGUUCCCUACUUGCAUUCUUAUAACCAGAAGCCUUUUUAACGUAGCAUGUAAGAAGACAAAAGUCCCUCUUUUGAUUAAAACUCUAUCAGAAGGCACUUAAAUGCCCGAACGUCAAAAUGUAAUAACAUACAACAUCAUUCCACGACCCUUAACGUAACAUGCGGCAUGACUAGUUGGUGGCAUUUUACGGACCCUUGCGAUUUCUUCGUUAAUGAGUGCCAACCUAUCCAUGCAUUCGACAGUUUGAUUUGCGAAAUUGGGUCAUUAUUACAUUUUACAGAAAAAAUUACUGCGUCUGGGUUCCCACAAUUUUUUGCAAACAUGAUUGGAACUACCGCUGGAUCUCAACCAGCCGUAUUUAUGCACCUGUAUUCAUCGACAUCGCGUGGACGAGGUUUGUUGGCUUCCGAGUCAACUGAUUAUUUCUUCACCAAUAACAUGUGUACACACUAUUAGCGGGUGCAUUUUAUGAAACGGAUCGGGUUUCCUUACAAAGGUCAUGACAAAUAGUUGCAACCUUUGUUAAUGUAAGGAAGAUAAUUAUCUUGAACAUUUCUGGGUUGCAUCCGAAAAUUCGUUGUGACGCAGGAUCCUGUGCAAAUGUGCAUAGAAUUAUAAAAAAGGCGAGCAACCCAAAACCAGAAACCCUAGAUAGUAAGACUGUCAACUUUAUUUGACUUCUGAGCAGUUCACUUUGCAGAAAAUUCUCAGGCAAAUCUCCAAAUCAUCAGGAAGUCAACAAGAGCUGAUUGAGGAUUCCUCUCAAAAUCAUGACUUUCUUCCAUGUAACAUUCUAAUUGGACUCUCUUUUGCGCACUGAGAACGUCAGCAUAAAGAACUCGUUAGCUGUGCGAAUUUGUAAAAGAAGCGGCUUGCGGAGGAGAAAGAGUCAGUCAGUCGGAUGGUUCUGUUUCGGGUUUGAACGACGGAUGCUCCCGUUCGGCACCGGAGGCUGCGGGGCUCACCGCGCAACCUUCACAGGUACAAGCAUUGAACGAUGACAAGACAAACGGGAACGGGUUUGGACACCGCGGCUGGCAAACAUGAACGACCUAUCUACGCGUGCCACACACGAGCUGGCUUCCACACCAUGUGCUAAACUAGUGUGAUUGUAAACGGGAGGGAGCACAGGUGCAAACCGACGCGCGCAUUAGCGACCCCGGCUCCCUCCCUCCCCCUAUAGUUGGUGGAGGGGGGGCAGCGUCAGUCUCUGAUGGUGAACAUUCGCGCGCUGAAGCUAAAGUCUACCAUGCCUUAAAACUGGUUCACUAACUGUUUCUGCGCCCACCAUGCUGUGAGGCACGCAAUGAACACUGGUGCUCGAACUGCCAUAGAAAGGCCUAAGGGCAGCUUACAAUAAUGAGACAUCAGAAAUUUAUAGGUUCCCGGUGUGGCCCUUAAACCUUAGGUGCUUAGAGUGUUGGCUAUACAUAAGCCUGCCCUUGUUAAGAUGGGUUCGAAUCUCACUAAGGUCGCAGAGUUCUCAACCGUUGGGUCAAAAUGAAUUAUUCAGAACCUGCUAAAAUACCUAUUAAGUAAGCGCAUCUAGUAGUCCUCAGGUUGAUUACUUAAGGAGUCCUGCUUGGGCAGUCAGCUUGCUGUGUCGAAAUUAGUUGCUUCCAAUACGUUGUAGUAGGCUGGGCGAGUAACCUGACCUAAAAAUGUGAUUGACUGUAAGCAAGCCCUGACCUUGUUAAUGUGGGUUCGAAUCCCAACUAGAGCGCCACGUCUUUCACAAAUGAGUCGAAUGAAUUUUUAGACUUUUUAAAUGGGCCUCAGCUUUUUCAAUUAUCUUUCAUGCCUUUAAGGUGUUCAGCCUACUUUUGUCGUUUUGCAGCCAUUAUCAUGGAUUACACUUUCAUAUUUUAGAUCUUCACCUUUCGACGUAAGUUAAUCCCCCCCCUCCCGAACUACAUUCUUUCUGGUAAGGAAAAAGCUGGAAUAAAAUUAUUCCUUUCAAGCGCCUGUCUUUCUUACUACAUUGAAUAAGCGAUGGGUAUGACAUUCAAAAAAUGACGUUCUAAUACCAGUGAGGACUGGCCGAAAACGUUUUCUAUGAGAAAUCCCUAAACUUGGGUUCACGAUUGGGUAUCUUUACGUUGGUAUUGAGUUUGUUGAUUUUGAGCCAAUUCCGAAAUUGUCCUUUGAUAGUUAGCACUCACCUCCGGCCGUGAUUGAUCCUUGGGCUUACUAGACAACCCAGUUCGGAGCCGGACUGGCGAACUUAGAGCCUAACAGUACACUACCCGAGGUUCGGACAAUGUACGUUCAUUUGAAUUUCAUUCGAAAUAACGAAACACGGGCCUGAGUACAGUAGGCGGGCUAACUCAUGAAAUGUCAACCAACAUUCCGAAAUGCGUUUUGUUUCUAAAAGAUUAAUUAAAUAGGGCUGUAAAGCAAAUCAUCAUGCAGCAUAAUUCUAUGAUAAUUCAGAUACCUUGGGAUGCCGGCUUUCGAGCGAAUUUCUUUCCGGCUGCAUGCAAAAACAGUACUCUGCACGGGAGGAAUGUGCCAGGGGAGGAUAGUGAGGAAGUGAGUGGACUUUGGGGGGGGGGGGGCAGGAUGACGAGGACACGUUAAACAGUAAACGAAAUUGGGAGAAUGGCUUAGCCGCAAGCCAUUCCGCGAUGGUAACCGCGCGCGCCUUCGGUCUCCGCCGCCACCCGUCCGGAAUCUAGGUCGUGCGGAAGGCGACGGCACACACUUUUUGACGGUCCUCCGAAUGUACGAAAAAUUAAAGUGAUUUUACUGGAGUCGGCUGGCUUCGGGACGUCUAACUUUGUCUUACAAAUAAAAAUUUUGACUGCGAGCCUUUCUCACACAUCUUUAAUUUGCUAGAGCUCCCGCACCAUCGAAAUCGUUUUCAGAUUGCUGGGGUUGGGCAACGGCUGUCCGAAAUUGUUGACCCCGUCCUGCCCGCUCCUGUCGAUUUUUGACUGGAUGUGGACAAGGUGACUAUUAAUCUUGAUCCUGAACGCCACCGCGAGCUUUUUGCACAAUGAUUCAGAUAUUUCCGACGAACUAACAGACAAACUGUAAUAAGCGAGUCGGUAUGUCAGUCAGUUAUGAGUCAGGUUACUUAAGGCCAACGGAUUGGUUACCUUAAAAUUCAGCUUAAGUAGACUAGAGAGAUUCAGUUGGGAUGCAUUGGAGGGUUUUUCUCAGUCAAUUAAUAACGCAACCUUGUGAUAUGUACAUACGCUUUCUUGCCUGUUCAGAGAAUCCCAACCUUUUCAACCAUUCCCGUUGACCGUUAAAGGGGUCAAGGCGUCCAAAAAGCCCGCGAUGGAAUUACCGAACCGAAAAAUGUUUUUCCGGAUUCCAGUAACUAGAACUACCCGGUAAGUCACCGCUCGUACUUAUUUGAACGCCCUUUCGAGAAAUGUCACGUUCAACUGUUAGUUUCAACCACAAGUCCAGCGGCUCCUUCAGAAUAGCUGCCUCAGUGAACUGAGCAUUCUCAGUUGUUUUGGCCUCUUUAAAGUCUCUCUCAGAAGUGUUUAAUGCAAUUUGCGUUGAAUUCUAAAUAACAGGUCUCGAGUUCGAGCCUCGGGUGUGCCACACUUCGGGGUUGGGAAUGGCUGCCUGAUGACGGCUAGUAAGCCAGAAAUGGCCAUUCCAGUCUCCCUUGUCUUUGUCGGUAAUGCCAUUCUGCCUUUAUCAUACGCCGCCGUGCGGCUGUUGGUUGGGCUCGAGAGAGAGCCCGUAAGGCACAACGGAACGAAUGAGUUCCGUAAGGACGAUCGGUGAGCGCCCCCUACCAUUUUAUAUUCCCGAUCGAAACCGACAAGGCAACGGGCUCGUGGCCCAGUGGUUAGAGGCGUUGGCUUCUAAAUAACAGGUCGCGAGUUCGAGCCUCGGGUUUCCAUACUUCGGGGUUGGGCAUGGCUGGCUGACGACGGCUAAUAAGCCAGAAAUGGCCAUUCCAGUCUCCUUUGUCUUUGUCGGUAAUGCCAUCCUGCAUAUAUAUGAAUUUAUAAGAACAUCGAAAAUCAAUAGGAAAAAUGCAUGCUACUUAAGUAGUCAUUUUAUGCUAAGUAUGGUCUCUGCAGGAGGUCAAAAAGAAGUGCAUUCUAAAGCCGACAUCCCGGCUAGUCCGAAAUGUUAUAGGGUUAUGCUGCAUGACAAUCAGUAUUUAUAACCCUACUUAAGUAAUCCUUUCUAAUCAGAAACGCAUUCCAGAAGUUUGGUCAACAUUUCAUGAGAUCGGUCAUGCACUGUAACUGUACUGCUCUGUGGAGAACUUAUUGAAAGCUACUUAUGCUCACCAACUUGUCUUCUGAGUUCUGAUACGGGAAUUUUUGCAUUUCCAAAACAGUCCAAACAAUCUCUAGUUUUCGAGCUGGGCGUUGACGUAAAAUUCGUAUGCUGUGUCAAUAUUUGUUGGUUGGGGUGAGUAUAUACCGCCGAUGCAACGGAAUUAAAAAUGUGCUAUAUUGGAGAGUGCGUCCGAGUGCCGACAUUUAUGGCGGGUCUGUUCUGUAAUAUUGAAUUUGAACCAUGGCCUGGACUGGAAGGGAUGAGAUAGUCUGAUGGCUUCCAUCUCGCUUUACGACAUAUCAAGUAAUUUAGGAAAAUUUAAAGGUGAAGUCGAGAAGGGCAGUUCGUGAUGACUGAGCUCAGGCAGUCAUGGAGGGUAAGUUUCGAUUACGUCGGGUUUAUCACUUGUCGAGGUACGAAGCUCAACAAGUAGAGAUUUUCAAAAUCAGAAGUCAAGAAGACGAAGUUGGUUGGAGAAAAUUUACCGUGACAAGAGAGUGUAGACGGGGCAAGUGCUCUCACUAACUCUUCAAGUUGCCAGCCUCCUAAGCGGAUGUUGGCGUGCUUGCGCCUGAGCUUUGUGGGGCUGCGAUCGAUCGAUAAAGAGAGAAAUAUCGAUCGGCGCCGCGGCGUCAGUGGAUCAAACGUGGAGUCAUACGAGCGCACGCGAAGCAUAACAGGAGUGCUAUACCAACCAAAAUCAGUAUGAGUAGGCGAUGCUCUGAGAACCAUGAGGGGAGGCAUCCGCAGAAGUUGUAUUGGAAAGUAGUAUCAGUUUAUGCUAAGUAUAACUGACGGAGUACAACGUAUUUCUAGACAGUCUGCAAACCGAACGAGUGCAGUUUUGGCCACCACAUUUUGGGGAGAGGUAAUUUCCAGUGAAAAGAAUAGAAGACAGCAAACGGCCCUAUGAUAUUUCCAAGGAAAGACGACUUAAAUUAUUUUAAGUGACGAAGAUCUGGGAAAAAUACGCACUAUUUGCAAUCUAUCUUACCUAGUAGAAGGCAUACUGUGGGAUUGCGGUCAACUUCAAUUUCUCAGAUGAAAUUUCGCUAACAUCCUCCCUCCACGUAGCGCUCCCUUCAGUAGAUGGUCUAUCUCAUGAAAUGCCAGUCGAAGUUCUGGAAUGUGCUUUUGACUCGAAAAGAUUACACAACUGCGGUUUGAUGUUAAUGAUCGUGCGGCAUAAUCCUAAGAUAUUUAUGUCAAGCCAGGAUGCCGGUUGUUCAACGAGCUUCUGUCCAGCCAUCAACAACUUUACACUCUGCAAAAAACGACUACUUCCGUAGUGUAGAUUUUGGUCGGAUCUUAUUUCGCGGCCGUACUUGCAGCUGACAAACCCCAGCCUAACCCCAACCCCUAACCCUCACCCCUAAUCCUAACCCCCGACGCCAACCCCUAACACCGACCCCUAACCCCAACCUCUAACCCCUAACCUCAACUCCUAACUCCAACCCCUAACCCUUAACCCAACUCCUUACAGGUACGGUUACGAAGUAAGAUCUUUUCUAAUUUUUCACCAUUGAUUUUAUAUGGUCAUAUAAAUUCAAAUGUAUUUUAUAGACACCACACAAAAAUAUUCCUCUUUGUACUCAUUAGGAACAAAUUUCGUCUUCUGUAUAAUUUGUAAAUGAAGAAAGGAUAUCUUUCGGUUUUGAAAGCGCUAUUUAAUCCGCAAAUAAUUUUGAACCCAAACAGCCGUUAUAUUUGCACUCAUGGCUUGCAAAACACAUGCUGUAUGUCUUUCAUGUUAAAAAAGUGAUGUAUUUCUACAUGCCACUAAAAAGACAUCAUAUAGAGCUCAUAAAAUUGAGCAACGGCUCAGGCUCUUGUCUUGUGUUGUGACGCUACUUAAGUAGUCUUUUCGAAUCGAAAGCAAAUUUCGGCAUUUCGACUAAAAUCUCAUGGGAUAGCACAUCUACUGAACGUGUUUUACGAAAUCUUAUUGGACUGCUGACUGCCGCAUCUGCUGCCCUCGCAAUUCGCGAGAUGGGCGGUCGCUUACGUGUGUGCAUCUUUAAAUUUUCAGCAAACGUUCCGCGUCCGGUAGAAGAAGGCACGGAAAGAGAAACCCCAGAAUACCACAGUGUCCUCAGAACUCAGUGCGAACGGACUUCGUCGAGGGCUCCGAAGACUGCCAAUUAGUUGACAUCGAGUGUGAGAACCCUAAAAAACGCGCGUCCGCUCUGAAAAGGUAAUUCAAACAAAAUGUACCCCAGUGCACGCCCAGAUAGUAGAGAUAUCAUUUAGAAGGAAACUGCAGAGACGACGAGACAGCAGUUCUGUUCAACACAAGUUUCACUUUAUCCUUAUUCAAUCCUCCUCCUUCAACCCGUAGCCGGACUUCCAGACGUUCAGCUAAGCUGGUCAGUUGGAGCAACUCGGUCACGGCCCAGCCCACCGUCAGAAGUGAUGAAGAUGGAACUGAGAAUACUGGACUCCUUGUCAGCGAGGAUUAUAGCGAAGUACGUGCAGUUAGACGACGUCAAAGGCCCGAGGUUGUCACUGGACCCCUGCCACGCCAGUCAGUGUCACCGAUGGUGCGUGACCGUAUUAGGCUAAUGGAGACGGCCAAACGACGAAUCAGGCAGCGGACAAUUCUCAUUUGCAACCGACAGGCGCAGCAGCAGCAGCAGCAGCAGGGUACCGCACCACCUCCGCAGCAGUCGUUACAACGUGGCUGGACAGAACUUAAUCUCCUGCCCUUCUCGAUGGAUGUCGGUAAACAAUCAGUUGUUUUGAACUUGCCUGUUGUACCGUACGACAGUUCGACCGUCGGUGUCAACGAUGUCCACAGCGAGCUCCGCAGCAGGUUGAGUGCGGGGGCGGUGACUUGCGCGUACAUUAAUUUACAGUGGUAG